Messenger RNA from Trypanosoma cruzi, 363 nucleotides. RefSeq lists its product as uncharacterized. The transcript has a single exon. Lineage: Eukaryota; Euglenozoa; Kinetoplastea; Trypanosomatida; Trypanosomatidae. The record is from RefSeq and is a predicted model, not a curated record. The coding region runs from base 1 to 363 and encodes 120 amino acids.
AUGAUGCGGCGGGGACUUAGGCAACACGCAACGGGACUUGUGGCGGCAACAGUGGCACCAGCAGCUGCUGUGAAACUUCUCUCCAGUGUGCUUGUGACACCCUCACGGGGAAAAUACGUGCGCCAACCCAGCCCGCAGUGGGACCCGCUUCACGAAGACAUCAACGCACACGUGAAGAAACGUAUACCCGGCGAAACUCGUGUAGAUCGUGUUCGGCGCUUUGCGCGUGAGUGGCGUAAUGUGGAAUUAGAAUUAGGUGUUUACAAGGAUUCUCGUGGACGGGAGAUCAAGUACAGAAAAACCUUUGUGUACCGCUACACUUACCCCAAUGCCUUUGAUGAAUUUUGGUGGCCGUGCAAAUGA